This is a messenger RNA of Scatophagus argus, 3557 nucleotides long. It is a transcript of the gene sost, whose product is annotated as sclerostin. Gene Ontology annotation, molecular function: BMP binding. The transcript has 5 exons. Bases 1154 to 1819 code for a protein of 221 amino acids. The record is from RefSeq and is a predicted model, not a curated record. NCBI's taxonomy places the organism in Eukaryota, Metazoa, Chordata, Actinopteri, Scatophagidae. Gene Ontology annotation, biological process: negative regulation of BMP signaling pathway; ossification; negative regulation of Wnt signaling pathway.
AUUUGAUUUUUAUUAUUAUUAUUAUUAUUGGAGGAUUUUCUGUUUACCCGCUGCUUUGCUGGAUUUCCUUUCUUUGAGUUUUGAACGUUGAUUUGCCUUCUACGAGGUGACGGCGACAUGCACGGUCAAGUUUAGCAUCUUGGUUGUAGCUUGAGGCGAACGCUCCGCCAUUUUAGGGUGCGGUUCAGUUGUGGAGAUCGCUUGUUUGUGUUCAUACACUCAAAGCUGGAGAACAAAAUGGCGAGCCACCCGUUGGAGAAAUCAGGUGGAUAAGCGUCAACGUCCCCACGACCGACCGGCCUCUCAAGGAUAAGGACAUGGAUUCCCGCAUCGAAAUGGCGGUAGGACUUAACUUCAAGUAAAUUGCUGCAACCCGCAGUUGAGCUCAUAUGGACGUGCAAAGAACUUAACGAAAAGACUGAUACACACCAAGCGACAGGGUGAAGCCUGUUUUAGGAGGAGUGUGAGGCGCAUGUUGCAGCAGUGGAAAAACUUCAUUUCUGCGCCUGGGGACGCGGUCCAAAAUAAACCACCUCAGAAACGCCUGGAUGCUUGUGGGACACGUAAUGCUGCGGAAGUCAUUAAAAAGGGGGAGAAGAUGCAUUUUGUUCCCCUAAUUCCAACAAUAACAACAACACCACAGCGAGAUGUGCAGAUCAGCUGAAUCACUCAACGCCCUCCAACAUAAGUCUGCUCCUCCCUCUCUCCCCCGCCUCACCUCCCACCUCUCCAUCUUCUCCUCCUUUGGGGUUGUUUUUAACCUCCCCUCUCCUGUCUUUUCAUCUUUCUCACCUUGCCUUAUCCUCUUUCCGCUCCCCUCUCUCCCUCGCCUCUCCCACCCCCUCCCCUCCUCGUACUCACCCAGUCCUCUCCCCCUCCUUGUUUUCUCAAUGAAUCUUCCUCCCAGGUUCAGCCCCUCCCACUUCGUGUAAGCGCUUAAUUGUGAGCCUUGACGGAAACUUGCGUAGGUUUAAAUACCGUGCGCGCCUCUCGCACAGAGUGUGGAACUGACCAACUUGUCCAAGCGGGCAUCUCCUCUUCCUCCUCCUCCUCCUCCUCUCUCUCUCUCUCCUCUCUUUCUCCGGUGUCUUCCCCUUUUUGCUCUCCUCCUCGGUGCGCUUUGAGUUCAUUUCUGCCGCUGAGACCGACAAGCAUGCAGGUGUCUCUGGCCCUCCUCGUCUCCAGCUCGGCGCUCCUGCUGCUCCAUGGAUGCUGCACGGCGGUGAAGGGAUGGAAGGUAUUGACAAACGACGCCACGGAGAUUUUACCGGAGUACAGAGAAAACAGUCGGACACCUCAGGAGGCGAUCAAACAGGCGUCCAACGGCAGCAACGACAACAACAACAACAACAACAGUAUGAACAACAGGGCGAAAAACGGUGGAAGAACAGCAAACGCAGUCUCCUACAGUGCCUCGGAGCUGAGCUGUAGGGAGCUGCGGUCCACCCGCUACAUCACCGACGGAUCGUGCCGCAGUGCCAAACCCGUCAAGGAGCUGGUGUGCUCGGGCCAGUGCAUGCCCGCUCACCUCAUGCCGAAUUUCAUCGCUCGGGGCAAGUGGUGGAGGAAUAACGCCUCGGACUACCGCUGCAUCCCGGCCCACUCCAGGACGAGGAGGGUCCAGCUGCAGUGUCCCAAUGGCAACACUCGGACUUACAAAAUCCGCGUGGUCACCUCCUGCAAGUGCAAGCGCUUCAGGCCCCACCAUAACCAAUCAGAGGCCAAAGAGGUCCCGAAGAGGCAACGCAACAAGAAGCACAGUCGUUUGUCUCAAGACCGGAGCAAGAACAACACGCCGCUGAUGGGCAACUCGUACUGAUGCUCCUCUUCAGCAUUCAAGGACAGACACCAAAGCACACUCAUACGCACGCACAUGUUACACAACACUCCAACCAACAUAACUCCUGCAAAUAGGGAGGAGAUGCAAUAAGAAAUUUAAAAAGGAGCAAAUUCAUAAGCUAAUCGCUGGGCUGGUUUUAUGUCAUCAGUCUUUGUUUUUCAGCCACUUGUCAGCAUAUUUGUGAACUUUGCUUACUUGCAUGACAAAAAUGAGUCAGUGCCAGGGCUUGCCACAACUGCGACUGGUCUGGAGUCGCAGCAGCAUGUUGGAUAACGAGUAUCUGAUCACCCCCACAGCUCAAAACCUCCCUGAACAUGGCUCCGUCCUCCGCUCAAACAGAUUUCAUGUAAGCAUAAUGAGAACCCCCCCGAGGCUUCGAGCCCAUCUGUACAAACAUCCAGCGGAUGCAGAGCUGCAGCUCACCACAGCCCUGUUUAGAGCUGAGAAAGCGUAUCUUCGCUCCAAGGUGCUUGUAAUCCGGCUCCUUUUGGCUGUGUGUGUGUGUGUGAGUGUGAGUGUGUGUGUGUGUGUGUGUGGAGGAGACGGUGGCAGCUCUGGGGGCCAGCAUGUUGACAGGUUUUUGAGAGGCCCUGACCUGUAGGGCCCUCUGACAGCCCACCAAAGGCCUGGCCCUACAGCCGUCUCCACACUGCAACAGCCCCAACCAGGCCCAUCAUUUACACUUUCCCACGACCAGAUACAGAGAGUCAGGAGGGUCCGAGAAAUAGAAAAGGUGGAGAAAGCAGUUUUGUCAGUGGACAGUCCUCUGAGUCCGUCCCUGUGUUAUUUGAGUCAUAAAAAGCCAUUCCCUCUGCACAUAAGCAGUUCCUGUUUGCUGGAAUCACACAUAAAAACAAAGUGCACAUGAGUGUAGGAGGCAUCAGAAAAUUGAGCGUGGUUGUCUUGUUACCAAGAGGCUGAGUGUUCUCCAACACGCCCACACCUGAAUUCAUCUGUAACGCGGCCAAGCAGAGCAGCAGUCGACCAUCCGCAGCCAAGAAAAGCCGUCCGCUGUGUUAGCCCGCGGCGUUCGAGACACCUCCACUCCCCUUCGCUCUCCGCUCCCGCUCUGUAAAUAACUCGAAACAGGAAAGAUGGGAGGAAAAAUAACAUAAUGAAAACAAUAAUUCAGUUUUUAUCGUCGUAUUGACUGAUUGAAUCCGGCGGGAAGAGGAAGUGGCGAUGACCCGUCUGUCAGUGCAGACGACACAACCUCCUUCCUCAGCCAGGCCUCAGACGGGACUGCGCUUCACGAAGAAUAUUCACAGUGUUUUCCACAUAUUGUCAGCAACCCCGUUGUGUUUCCACUCAUGUUGCUUCCUGAUUUUGGUUGUUUAAACUGUACUGACAAUGUUUGCUUCUUUUUCCGACUGUGUGUUUGAUUUAGCAACUGGAAAGGGGGAGGGUUUGUCAUGUAAGCUGAGAGCCGUGAUGCGUAACUUGAUUGUACAUAUACCUGUGUGGUCUUCUGCAGUGGUGCCCCCACCUGUCGGGGUGUCGAAGAGAAGGAGGGAGGGAGGGCUGUUUCCUACAGACACAAAGAAGGACUGUUAUAAAGAAUGAACUGCAUAUUUAUUUUUUAUUUCCACAUUUAAAUUAUUUAUGCAACCUUUUGUAGUAAAUGAUAGCCAUUAUUGUCAUAUAGUACGAUAGAGACUUUGAAAAUGAAAUACUGUACAGUACGUGAAUAAAGUAAAAAGCAGAUAUAUUUGAAAGA